AUGAAAACUAUCGAUUCGACGACUGACAUCAAAUAUCCAGCUGCCUCUUUACGUAUAAUUAUCGUCCGCAAUGCACAUGCAUCGUAUUAUGAUAUCAACUUAACCCAGAAGAAUUUCGCUAUUAUUCGUCAAUCGAGUGGAUUAUGCGUCGCGGGGGCAGAUAGCUGUGAAUUAGAAAGACCAGCAGCAUAUCGUGACUAUAAUCGAAAGCGAAAUGUAUUAAGUGUAAGAAAUCCAACACCAGAACAAAUUUUUGUUAACACUCAUGCUCAAGAAAUCUGUGAACGUGCUCGCCAAUCAGCACGACAAUCAGUAGCACAGUUAGGUUUACCACCGAUCAGUCAAACAAUGGAAGAUAUUGCAAUGAUAUCCUGUAUCAAUGAUCUUGAAUUAUCUGGUGAUAGGCGGUUUGCCAACAGUAUACUACAAUUAUCUAUAUUUGAUACUGUUGCGACAAGAAAUGUUUCUGAAGAGCAGCAAAACAUAUUGUUUGAACAAAGUGCAGUGGUUUUAGAGACUGCCGUUGCUAAUUCUUCGACAAUUAUCGAACAAUUUAUUCUAUCAGAAAAUAUUACUCUCGACACAACAACAACAUCAACCACCACAACACCAGAAACUGCUACUACUGUGACUACUAACACAGUCAUCAUGGAAUCCACAACUACGUCCGCUAGUACCAAGAUAACCACCGAUUCAAAUGCACCUGUAACUACGAUCAUGACUACCACAUCAAGAGCUUCUGGGAGAAAGGGUCUAUGUAAUUUCUACGGCGAUCCUCAUAUUCUUGUCUUUGGGCAACGACCCGAAGCGGUUCAACAUCAAUACUGGUGUAAAACACCUGGUGAACGUCGCAUGUUACUAAAUAAUUUUGUUCAACUUUUUGUAACUGUACAUGAACAAGAUUGGCGAAUCGACGAAUUUAAUAUUACAUUUUUCAAAGAGAAUAACACAAUUCUCUGUGCAAUUGCUAAUCACCAACAAACAUGUAAUAGUCCAGGUAAGAUGAACAAAUUCAUAUUAAUACCUCAUCUUGCAAUAUUUUAUGAAACAGAUAUUAAACUAACUCGUCCAGAGACAGGGCUAAUUGAUAUUCUAUAUGCAGCUGCUGAUCUGCAUAUUUCUGUUAAAAUGCAUCAAUAUGAUUUUUGUUGGUAUGAUAUAACAGUGCGUAUGCCUUACGAAUUGAUUCGUCAAUCUAGUGGUCUCUGUGUGAUGCCACCAAUAGACGAUUGUGAACUUGAAAACAGUAUUGAACAAAAACAAAAACUUUUUCAACAAUUUAAUAAGAAUACUUUGUCAAGACAAAUUUGUGAAGAAUAUUUAACCGCAAGUAAUCGAGCAGCUACUGAACUCGGUAUUGCAAUCGAUAUGAAUAUACACGAAAGCAGUUUAGCUGCAUGUAUUCAUGAUUAUGAGACAACAGGAAACAAAAAUUUUGGUGCAAGUUUAGUUAAUACGAUUAUCAAGCAUGGAAUCAACACGUUGCAACUAGAUCAGAAUGGUUUUGAAUCAUAUACAGGGUGGUAAAUAAUAUUAUUCCAGGGGGGUAACACUAUGAUCUCGAAUCGGAGAUAUCAUGAAUUUUAUACCAAAUGAAAGCUCGUGAAAAAUGGGGUUUAG
Molecule: messenger RNA, 1620 nt
Organism: Rotaria sp. Silwood2
Lineage: Eukaryota; Metazoa; Rotifera; Eurotatoria; Philodinida; Philodinidae
Source: the annotation of a GenBank genome assembly